AUGCCUGGCCCGCGUCUGCAAGGCUGCCGCUCCCUGCACUUGAACGAGGACAACGGCCGCUUCGUGCUGCUCGCCCUCCUUAUCGUCCUGUACCUGCUGUGCGGCGCCGCGGUCUUCUCGGCCAUAGAGAGGCCCUCGGAGUUGAGGGCCCACGGCCGCUGGAACGGGACCCUGCGGAACUUCAGCGAGACCUUCAACAUCAGCCUGGGGGAGCUCAACUCUUUCCUGCGGGAGUACGAGGCGGCCAUCGCCGCCGGGAUCCGGGCGGAUGCUCUGAGGCCACGAUGGGAUUUUACAGGAGCUUUUUACUUUGUUGGAACUGUGGUAUCAACUAUAGGUUUUGGAAUGACAACACCAGUGACUGUGGCAGGAAAAGUGUUCUUGAUUUUCUACGGGCUCCUGGGCUGUGCGGCGACCAUUCUCUUCUUUAAUCUCUUCCUGGAGCGCAUCAUCACGCUGCUGGCCGUCGUCAUGAAAGCUGUGAGGGAGAGGCGAAUCAGGAACAGCGGCCUCCUCCCACCGGGGAUCGACCGGGACUUCUCUGCUUUCUGUCUGCCGGGGUGGAAGCCCUCUGUUUACCACGUGAUGCUGAUUCUAUGCCUGUCAGCCAUCACCAUCUCCUGCUGCGCUUCGGCCAUGUACACCCCCGUGGAGGGCUGGGGCUAUUUAGAUUCACUGUACUUCUGUUUUGUCACCUUCAGUACAAUCGGCUUUGGGGACUAUGUAAGCAGCCAGAGUGAGGCUUACGAAUACCAAGGCCUCUACCGGGUGGCUAACUUCCUAUUCAUGUUAACGGGAGUGUGUUGCAUUUAUUCGCUCUUUAACGUUAUCUCUAUUGUAAUCAAGCAGGUGCUCAACUGGAUGCUGGAGAAGAUGAGCUGCCUAUUUUGCCAGCGCUGCAAUAAAGCCAGCACCUUUCUGGCCAGACGUAACGCCAUCCGACCGGGUUCUAGGGGUCGUAACCUGCCCGAUUCGGAUGGACCGUUUGACAGUGACACGGAAGGGCGCAGGUUGUCAGGGGAGAUGAUCUCUAUGAAAGACCUGGCAGCUUCCAACAAGGUUUCGCUGGCCAUCAUGCAGAAGCAGCUUUCAGAGUCUGCUAACGGGUAUCCCAGGACGGUUUGUGGCAGCUCACGGCAUAACGGUUUCUCCGGGGGGGUCGGUGCCCUUGGCAUUAUGAACAACAGACUAGCAGAGACCAGUAACUCUAGGUAGAGGGUUAGUAAGACAUUCUUGCAUCAGAAACCCUGCUCCGAAGUAAAUAUGUUACAGGACUGGAUUUAUACGGCCAAUUUCCGCUGUGAUGACAGUGAUCCAUGACUGUUAGAUGGCGAUGGCAUGAGAAGACAGUCAUCAAGCAGCAGGGUAAAUGAUUCUGGGCGAGUGCCAAACGCCAAAUGCAAAAAGCUGCGUGCUUAUGAGACGGACAUGUGAAGCCAAGAGAAGCAUCCAGAGCAAUCUCCUUUGUGUAUAUACAUUUUAUUUGAAUGUCCAUAAUCAGUGGUGAUAAUAUAUUUAUUUAAUACUAAGUAUAAUCACUGGAUGAUACAGCACAUACCAAUCUAUGCAUUAUACAUGUCAUGUAUUAUUUUGCACCACGUGGAGAACUUCUGUUGGUUUUUUAGGCGCCACGUUUUCUUGGCACAGGAGCGGAGUUUUCAAGUAUGAUGUAGCAGAAUCGGUCGAGACUUUUAGUUUGUCGUACCAACAAGGCAACAAAGGGACAUUUUGCAAUCCUCUCUUGGAGAAAAGAGCAGGGUUGAAGAAUGAAAACCCAUUUCUCCAGAGAGUCACUGGCCCUCUUAUCAGCUCUGAACAUGCUUCCGUGGCCAAAGACUUUGACUUGAAGGGUAAAAAACGCACCUGGCAAGGUUUCCUCCCUCCGCUCAGAGCUGACUGUGUAAAAGAAAACAAACGAUAGAGCUUUGCAAUGAAUUAAUUGCUCUUUGAACCCAAAAGAUGUAUUUG
This is a messenger RNA of Nerophis lumbriciformis (worm pipefish), 1968 nucleotides long. RefSeq names its product potassium channel, subfamily K, member 12 (gene kcnk12). Gene Ontology annotation, molecular function: potassium ion leak channel activity; outward rectifier potassium channel activity. The record is from RefSeq and is a predicted model, not a curated record. Gene Ontology annotation, cellular component: plasma membrane. Gene Ontology annotation, biological process: potassium ion transmembrane transport; stabilization of membrane potential. Lineage: Eukaryota; Metazoa; Chordata; Actinopteri; Syngnathiformes; Syngnathidae.